Molecule: messenger RNA, 1768 nt
Organism: Pungitius pungitius (ninespine stickleback)
Lineage: Eukaryota; Metazoa; Chordata; Actinopteri; Perciformes; Gasterosteidae
Exons: 3
Coding region: 205-1455 (416 amino acids)
Source: RefSeq, a predicted model, not a curated record
CGAUGACACGAGUUGCCCGUUGGUAAAAGUUUCGAACUUUCCGACAGACCUCGAAGGCAGCGCUCGGUAGCUAGCCGGGCUAGCUUAGCAUUCGGCUAGCAGCGCUAAACGGCGAUGCACGGCCGUCGCCGCUAUUCGCUUCGCUAACCUCCCGUCACCUUAUCGGCUCUUGCCCCCGGGGCGGCGAACCCAGGCUCGCCUGGCAUGGACGUCCGCGAGUCCGUCGUGUCGGCGGGCCGAGCCGUGCUGGACAUGGCGCAGCGGGAGUGGCAGCCCCUGUCGCCGGGCGAGCUGGAGCAGCGGCUGGACCAGGCGGUCGAGGAGGUCCUGGAGGCCGAGCUGAUGGCCCGACUCAACGCCGAGCCCCCGCCGCCGCAGAGUCCGGUGGGCGCGGAGCCCCGAGCUCCACAAAGGUGCAGCAGUCCCCCGGGGCAAGAGACACCGGAGCCCGGAGCACCGUGGGAGACCGAUGCCGGUGCGGCAGUCAAGCACAUCACUGACCUGCUUCAAAGCUCCGGAUCCAGGGCCCGAUUGGCCGGUCGUGCCCGCUUGUCCCUGUCCCACACUGUCCAGCUGUCCCUCACCCUGCUGUCUGAGCGUGUCAGCUACCGCUCUAUGUCCCGCCGCUUCAACCUGGAGAAAGGAAACAUCCACAGGAUCUUCUUCUCCUUCUGCGAGCGCCUCAACACGCUGCAGGAGAAGCUCAUCCGGUGGCCAGUCGGCAGGGAGGCUGCAGAAUCCCUUUUCCCACUUUGCAGUCCCGAGAUGGAGCAGCAGCAGCAGCAGCAGGAGGAGCAGCGAGGUGUCCCCCUGGUCCUGGGAGUGUUGGGACGCACCCGCAUCCCCAUCCGCCUGCCAAUAGGGAAACACGACAUGGAGAGCACAGUGCCUGAGGUGAAGAGGAUGAAGAAGGAGGCCCACCCCGACUCCUGGCUCAACCUGCAGCUGGCGUGCGACCGCCACGGCCGCUUCCUGCACUGCAGCAUCAGCAAAGGGUCGGACGCGGACGCAGGCGGCGCUCUGAGGGACAAACUCGAGCGGCGUCCCGAACUGAUGCCCCCCGGCUCCUGCCUCGUGGCCAGACGAGGACACCCGCUCAGCGCUCAGGUCCUGACUCCGUACUCGGGGAGUCUCGGGCCCAGAGAGGAGCUCUUCAACAAGACGCUGGAGGAGCAUUUUCACAUCCUGGAUCAGGCAGUCGCCAACCUGAAGGCCCGAUUCAAAAGGCUCCGGUAUCUGGACAUCGCAAACUACGAGCGAGCGAGAGCUGUUGUGUUGACCGCCUGUGUGUUGCACAAUGUGUUUUUGGACAUUGGACAGGUGGUUCGAGGGGACGUCGGGGAGGAGGAAGCCAUGAGCCCAGAGGGGGAGUCGGAGAUGGAUGACGACGGGGUGCAAAGACGUGACAGCGUCUCAGAGUUGUUGUUUCAAAUGUUUGAUUCUGGAAGCGUGUGACGUGACGGCGUCGAGUGGGUGUUAGAAAAAACGUUUCCUAGAAACCGGCGUAAAAUCAUUAAACAUUAAAUGUGUUAAAUUCUUGCAAGAAUGGACACAUGCAAUUCAUGCAUUAAGGCCAAUCAAAGGUUUUCUUUGCCAUACAUCUGAUCAACAUGGGACAUCGAGUGGUCAUCUGGCCCCCCGACAUAACACACAGAUUUCAUUGUAGUCUUGUUUUAUCUAAAGCCCAUUCCGAUAAUGAGAUGACAUUAGUGCGGUUUUUCCAACAGCGAGAAACCACUCUUUGAUUAAAGGAUUUAUCUUCGCAGAA